AGCAGGAGCUGAUGGUGGGGGGAGCUGGCUUAAAAGCUGGUUAUCCCCAGCACUGUCUCCGUGGGGGCAGGGGAAGCAGAGGAGACAGAGAUGCAGUGGUUGAAAUGGCACAAGUUUGAGCAGUCCCAGCUCACACUGGAUCCCAGAUACUGCGCCUCUGCUCCCAACAAGCCACAGAGAACUCCCUUGUUGACUAAUUGAGUAGUUGAUGGAAAUUCCAUUGACUACUCAAUUAGCUUCCCAACCGCUAUUUAACAUCCAUAGUUAAAAAUCCCUCUUAGUUUUGGGGUUGGUCCCCAUGCUUCUAAAUUGCAGAAACUUCUUUGUGGGAGGAAACCUCUUGCCCUAAAUUGUUUUCCUCUUGGAGGUUGCAGGAGCUUAAACUGCCCAGUGGUCAUCUGUCCCUUCUCCUUUGUAACAGGGCCUGACUUUUGUUCAUAACCUGAUUCUUGCUAACUUUGCUUUAUAGCAGCAAGGGCUUUUACCAGGCCUCCUGUCUCAAGCUGUCUCUUUCUGCUACUCUGGGACUGGCAUGAAAGUGACUCUGCACACACAACCUGUCCUUGUUUCUCCUCCCACUAGCAAUUGCAGGAGCAAAUCCAGCUGUGGGAGAGCAAACAAUGCAGGGGAGAGCCUUUCCCAGCCAGAGGGGCAGAGACUGGGGAAGGAAAUAGAAGGGGAAAAGGGACUGAAGGGACCAGUGGGAGAAGUGAAUGGGGAGAGAGAUUUCCAGUUCUCUUACCUAGAUUUCCAGUUCUCUUACCCAGACAUGUAUUCUAGCACCCUGGGCAGCAUCACUUUCCUAUGAACAAAUUGAGGAUCAGAGAGAGGAAAAGCCAGUUACUGACUCCAUAUUUCCCUUGCUUGGGUGUCACAUUGACCCCCAGGGCAGCAAGAGGGAAUCCCCUGCAGUGACUCAUUUGAUUCUGCUCUUUUCCCAUUUUCUGUCCAAAGACUUUGUUCCGGGGGAGGUUUAAAGUUGUGUUGUGAGCUUAGCCUGGCAGGAGGGGCCAGGUCUACAUGGUAAUAAAGAGAUCUAGCAUGGUCCCAGUGUGGCAGAGUGUAGGAUGUCUGUCUGCCGGGAAUGGCCUGGAGGAAAGGUGACGUGCAAUUGAUUCUAAUCUGUUUUGAAACUUCCACAACCAUCCUUCUCACCCCAACAGACUGUGGCACGACAUUCAUGUAUCGCUCCAGCUCAUCGCGUCCUGCCAUGGCACAGGGCAGAGAAAUGGCUGCAGCAGAGCCAGUUCAGGGGCCGGUGACCUUCAAGGAGGUGGCUGUGUAUUUCACCAGGGCAGAGUGGGCUCUGCUGGACCCCGCUCAGAGAGCCCUCUACAGAGCUGUCAUGCAGGAGAACUACGAGAAUGUGACCUCGCUGGGGUUUCAAGUUUCCAAACCUGAUGUGAUUUCACAGAUGGAACGAGGGGAGGAGCCUUGGGUCCUCGAGCUUCAGGGCUCUGAGGAAGAAGCGAUCCUGAGAGGUGCCUGCACAGCAGGUGCUGGGAUGGGGAGUGAGAACCAGGAGCUGAACCCUCAACAGGAAGACGCUGAGCGAGUGGAACCACACGGGGAGUUAGCGCAAGACUCCAAAGGGAAUGCGUCCAGGUCUUGUGUGAAAGGGGAAGCCUGUGAGAAUCAGCACAGGCCAGAAAGGGAGCAGGGAAACCAGCCCAGUGAGGAAGUGGGAAAAUCCUUUAACUGUCAGGGAACUGACCAGGACAUCAAGGAAACUGCAGCCCAGCAGAGAAUAGCUACAGGAGAGGCAAAAAACACAUGCACUGAGUGUGGGAAAAACUUCACUCUGACCUCCACCCUUAUUAGACAUCAAAGGAUCCACACAGGAAAGCGCCCCUACAAAUGCAGUGAGUGUGGGAAACAGUUCAUUGAGAAAACACAGCUUCUUAAGCAUCAGACAAGCCACACAAGAGAGCGACCCUAUGAGUGCUGUGAGUGUGGGAAAAGCUUCACUCGGAGCUCAACCCUUAUCAGACAUCAGAGGAUCCACACAGGAGAGAGACCAUAUGAAUGCCACGAGUGUGGGAAAAAGUUCACUCGGAGCUCAGUCCUUAUUAAUCAUCAGAGAAUCCACACAGGAGAGCGACCCUAUGAGUGCUGUGAGUGUGGGCAGACUUUCCCUCAGAGCUCAAUUCUUUUUAAACAUCAGAAGAUCCACACGGGAGAGCGCCCCUACGAAUGUGCUGAGUGUGGGAAACAGUUCAUUGAGAAAUCAACACUUAUUAAACAUCAGACAAGCCACUCAGGAGAAAGGCCCUAUGAGUGCUGUGAGUGCGGGAAACAGUUCAGUCAGAAAUCGAGCCUUAUUAAACAUCAGACAAACCACACAAAAGAGAGACCCUGUCAGUGCUGCGAGUGCGGGAAAAGCUUCACUCACAGCUCAUCCCUUAUUAGACAUCAGAGGAUCCACACAGGAGAGAGACCUUAUGAAUGCAGAGAGUGCGGGAAAAGCUUCACUUUCAAAUCUGACCUUAAUAAACAUAAGAGAAUUCACACAGGAGAGCGUCCUUAUGAAUGUUGUGAGUGCGGAAAACAGUUUACUUGGAGCUCGGGGCUUAUUAAUCAUCAGAGAAUCCACACUGGAGAGCGACCCUAUGAAUGCUGUGAGUGUGAGAAAAAGUUCACUCGCUGCUCAGGCCUUAUUAGUCAUCAAAGAAUGCACACAGGAGAGCGACCCUAUGAAUGUGGUGAGUGUGGGAAAACAUUCACUCAAAGCGCAGGCUUUGUUAAUCAUCAGAGGAUGCAUACAGGAGAGCGACCCUAUACAUGCUCUGAGUGUGGGAAAACGUUCCCUCAGGGCUCAGCCCUUUUCAAACAUCAAAGGAUCCAUACAGGAGAGCGCCCCUAUGAGUGCUGUGAGUGCGGGAAACAGUUCAGUGAGAAAUCAAAACUCAUUAAACAUCAGACAAGCCACACAGGGGAAAGACCCUAUGAAUGCUGUGAAUGCGGGAAAAGAUUCACUCAGAGUUCAACCCUUAUUAGACAUCAGAAGAUCCACACAGGGGAGAGACCCUAUGAAUGCUGUGAGUGCAGGAAAAGCUUCACUUUCAAAUCAGACCUUAAUAAACAUCAGAGAAUUCACACAGGAGAGCGCCCUUAUGAAUGCUGUGAGUGCGGGAAACAGUUCACUUGGAGCUCAGGACUUAUUAUUCAUCAGCGAAUCCACACAGGAGAGCGACCCUAUGAAUGUGGUGAGUGCGGGAAAACGUUCACUCAGAGUGCAGGCCUUGUUAAUCAUCAAAGGAUGCACACAGGAGAGCGACCCUAUGAAUGUGGUGAGUGCGGGAAAACGUUCACUCAGAGUGCAGGCCUUGUUAAUCAUCAAAGGAUGCACACAGGAGAGCGACCCUAUGAAUGUGGUGAGUGCGGGAAAACGUUCACUCAGAGUGCAGGCCUUGUUAAUCAUCAAAGGAUGCACACAGGAGAGCGACCCUAUGAAUGUGGUGAGUGCGGGAAAACGUUCACUCAGAGUGCAGGCCUUGUUAAUCAUCAAAGGAUGCACACAGGAGAGCGACCCUAUGAAUGUGGUGAGUGCGGGAAAACGUUCACUCAGAGUGCAGGCCUUGUUAAUCAUCAAAGGAUGCACACAGGAGAGCGACCCUAUGAAUGUGGUGAGUGCGGGAAAACGUUCACUCAGAGUGCAGGCCUUGUUAAUCAUCAAAGGAUGCACACAGGAGAGCGACCCUAUGAAUGUGGUGAGUGCGGGAAAACGUUCACUCAGAGUGCAGGCCUUGUUAAUCAUCAAAGGAUGCACACAGGAGAGCGACCCUAUGAAUGUGGUGAGUGCGGGAAAACGUUCACUCAGAGUGCAGGCCUUGUUAAUCAUCAAAGGAUGCACACAGGAGAGCGACCCUAUGAAUGUGGUGAGUGCGGGAAAACGUUCACUCAGAGUGCAGGCCUUGUUAAUCAUCAAAGGAUGCACACAGGAGAGCGACCCUAUAUAUGUUGUGAAUGUGGGCAAACAUUCCCUCACAACUCAGCUCUUUUUAAACAUCAGAAGAUCCACACAGGGGAGCACCCUAUGAAUUCUGUGAAUGUGGGAAAAGAGUCAUCCAGUGUUCACACCUUAAUAGACAUCAGCGAUUUCACAAGAUAAAUAAACUCCAUAAUAAUUUUGCACAGUGCAGAGGACAUACUAUUUUAAAGACAUUUGUCUUUCCACAUAGUGACUUUUUAAGGCUGUUUAGACACUGUGCAUCACUGUUGUCUGUGAGCUCCCCCAGGUGAGUUGCCUGCUUUUAUUUUUGCAGGUCACCCUUCUCUAUAGUGAAUCCCAGGGUGCUUUCUACCAACUCUUUUCUCCUGUGAGUUAUGGGAGUGUGUUUCCCUACUACAGGGAGAGUCCAUUAGCUCCUUGUGCGGGAAAUUGAGUGACCUCUGGUAGCUCUACUGAAUGAAAAUUGACCUGGACUUUGUCUCCUCUAGUAUUUUCCAUGGAAUUGGCCUACUCAAGAUUGCUAUCCUGAUGGAAACACACAGAAAUAUUUGCAGUGCUGGUGCAGUCCGGGGAUAGUGGUUAGGGUUACCUAGCACAUUCCCCUUAGACCUGUCCUAAUCAACAAAAAUGUUUGUGGUCUAAACAAGCCCUGAGCAUCACAUUUAUGCUGUCACUUCAUUAGCAGAGCAAUUGUUAGAGAUCACCCCAGUUAUUCUCAUAUUGGUCCAGGUUGUGCUGGACAGCAGGUUGAAGUUUGAGAAUCUGGGCACACUAGAUAGGGCUUGGGGCUUCAUCAUCACAGGCAGGACCAUUCUUACCCAUAUGCAGAAUACUCAACAAUAUGGAGCACCUGAAAAUGUGAGGCACCCCUGAGUCUUAAUGCCCACCCAAGCAUCUCUUCCAAUCCCUGUUCUGUGGCUCUGCAUCUUCCAGAGAGGAUCUAGUUAAUAUAAAAGUGAAAAAGCCUGCCAGAGCUAUUAACAGAACACUGAACCUGUGAAAGAGCCAUUCCAGUGGUAAUGAAGCCUUUUAACAGAUAUUUGCCAACGCCAAGUAAAUUCUGUCAGUUUCUGAAUGUAUUGUGUUAGUCAACAGGAUCUUAAUUUAAUAUUUGCUUUUAAAAUAUUUCAUUGGUGUGUUGUGGAAGAUCAUAAAAUCACAUCUCUAAAAAAUCAUCCCUCCCCCCGUCUGCCAUCAGGCAGAGGGGCACCAGUUUAAUAAUAUUGCCUACAGCCCCAUAAAUCCUAAGGAUGGCCCCAUCCACAGGAGGUGCCUGACACUCCCUGGGGCUUGAGCUCUGCUCCUACUGAAGACAAAGCCCUGUCAGGUGUAUCCCUUGGGGUGAAGCCCCUACCCAACCACUACACUGCAAAGCGGAGAUCCCAAGCUCUCACUCAGUCUAACAGGUGGAGAAUGUGUGUGUGUGUGGGGGGGGGAGAGAAUAGGUGCUGAGAGGCUCUGUAAGCUGCACUUUAAUGGCAAAAGAGCCAUUUGUGGCCUGCAAGCCACAGUUUGGCCACCCCUGCAAUAUGACAUAGAGGAGGAGAAGGCAUGGAGAAAAUGUAUCAUUUCAGCCUCUGCAAUGCCAGAAGGAAAUGGGAAGAGUUGGAGGGCUUCUCUCCUUCCCCAUCACCAUCAUUAUGCCCACCCACUCCAGCAGGGGUCCGUUUGUUUCACAGUAGGCUACGUCUAGACUGGCAUGAUUUUCCGCAAAUGUUUUUAACGGAAAAGUUUUCUGUUAAAAGCAUUUGUGGA
This is a messenger RNA of Pelodiscus sinensis (Chinese soft-shelled turtle), 5707 nucleotides long. RefSeq lists its product as uncharacterized. The record is from RefSeq and is a predicted model, not a curated record. Gene Ontology annotation, cellular component: chromatin; PcG protein complex; nucleus. Gene Ontology annotation, biological process: regulation of transcription by RNA polymerase II. Gene Ontology annotation, molecular function: RNA polymerase II cis-regulatory region sequence-specific DNA binding; DNA-binding transcription factor activity, RNA polymerase II-specific. Lineage: Eukaryota; Metazoa; Chordata; Testudines; Trionychidae.